Messenger RNA from Microbotryum saponariae, 2287 nucleotides. Lineage: Eukaryota; Fungi; Basidiomycota; Microbotryomycetes; Microbotryales; Microbotryaceae. The record is from the annotation of a GenBank genome assembly.
AUGUUGAUCUCGAUCUGGAUCGCGGCGAUGUGCCUCGCUGCUCUCGCUCGAACCGAUAAACUGACCCCCUAUCCACUCUACGAUACGGAGCAUGAGCCUCCGGAUGAGACCCUCCAAUCUAUGGCGGUUGAGCAUACCGGAACUCCCGAUCUUGCAGCCUUGUCCUCUGCGCUCGAUCUACAGGAUCAAGAAAUCUUCGUCUGGGCUGGUGAGAAAGGUGCGGUCUAUAGCUCCCCUGGCGAGUCGGGAAGCGACGGACCGACGGCCUGCGCAACGCUCAGCGCUCACCCCUGGCACCCCUGUCGACAUCUCCACUUCACACAGGUCGAACUGGUGAGAGCGUGAUGGCUGCGAUGGAACUCGACACCCAUGAAACCGAAAAGGUAGGUCAGUUCUUCGCUAGUCACGUGCCCGAACGCUCUGCUGAUUGAUGACUUCGGUUCGAAGCAGGUGCUCAACAUGCAACGUUUCGCCUCUCUACUCGCACAUGUCGAAUGCGGGUCUAUCGAGACCAGGAUCGAGUUCAAAUCGCGACAAGUCUUUUCGUACGCUGCUAUGUCUUGGUCUUGGGUCAACUCGCACCCCGACCAUAUCUUCGUUCUGUUCACACACUGGCAAGGUUGCCUGACCGACGAAGGCAACUUCAAGCCUUUCCACUUCCACACCCUCGUCACAGAUUCCGCUUCUUCAACGAUCACGCUGCAUGGGGCCACCAAGAUCUGGAAAGAAGCCGCGCACACAUUCACACUCGAAGUCGGAGAUCCGUCCCCGUCCCCGAAGUUGAUCAGUGACUUCAAGUUGGCCCGCUCGGUACGCCGUCGUUCAACCGCGGGCCGAAUGGAUCGCGGUGGAAAAGUCGACUUCCGUCGGUUUUCCAAGCCCGUCCCGUCGUUCCAGCCGGACAGUUGGUCUUUCAAAAAGAAUAUAUGGAACCCUUUGAGGAAAAUAUGGGACUACCUCAUCGGGCGAAAACGACUCGCCGUCUCAUUCGGCUCGGCGGGCUUGAGCGCCCAUCCUGUCGCCUCUCAACCGGGCAUCAGUGCUUCGAGCCACUGCAAAGGGUGUUCGAUUCACGGUUCGUUAGGCGUUCACUUUGUACUUCGUGUGAGCGGUAGAACUCCUUUACGAGUUGGGGUGUCGGUAACGGCUCACAAUGUCGGUGCCAAGGCCGAACUCGAUUUCAACGUCAAGGUUAGUCCGCUUCGCUGUUCGUGUGUUCGUGCCGACCGGGACUUCCGCCGGCCGUCGAGCCUUGAAGUAAGGUGACUGAGACUCCUACUCGUUUUGACUAGGGGAAGACACCUGCCUCCUUCGCUUGGGGUCGAACCCUCGCCAGCCUCGCCAUACCCGGCUUCACCUUUGAAAUCCCGAAUAUAUUCUGGGCCGGGGCCCAGCUCAAAACCGGCUAUGGCUUUGCCACCUCCAAGCUCGACGGGGAUUUCGAACUAGGGACGGGGGUCGACAUCGAGAUUCCUGAUGGGGCCACGGUAUACUUCGACUUCUUGGGUCCAAAUGACGCUUCAACAGGCAGUUGGUCGCCUCAGCUCAUCAAGCAGCCGAUCAACUUCGUUGGGAAUGGUCAUGGAGUUUUGGCCGGGGGUAUCAGCAGUGGGAUCGGGUUUUCAGUGUCGUUGUUCAAAAUGUGUACGUCUCGGUAAUGUAUCAAUCCGCGAGAGACAAAUUGCUGAAUACGGGGCUCUCCAGCUUUCACCUUGGCCGCCGUGCAGUUCAAAUUCCCAUCGCUCUCAUUUCGUAAGCCCCGCAUCCUUAUCCGCGUCCAGCACACUGACGUGGACUCCGAGUCCCUGGCCUCCCUUCUCCAGACAUCGGACUUAACGCUCCGGGCACCAAACCCUGCGGCCAAAUCGUCCAUAGUGAAACGACCGAGGUCGACUCGUACCUCUCCAUUGGGGUCAGCGUCAAAACGGGGUACUCCGGUGGUGAUUUCUCCAUCGGGGGGUCGUCGCGUCUCAAGAGACAUGAUCAUCUCGACGAGGGGAGUUCGUUUAACGCUUCGCUUCUUGAAGGGUUCUUGGAUGAGGCGUUCCCGAUUGAUGAUCCCAAGACUUGGUUGGGUGCUCUACCGGCCCUUGAGGACGAUAAAGAAGGGAUAUAUGUCACCGAGGAGAAGGCUUCGAUGGACAAACGAGCUUUCAAAGGGGUCGGAGUGUCCUACAGCAAGAACCUCUGGUCCCAUCGCUGGCCAUGGCUCCGACCCAAGUGUUUUGCCAGUCGUGCGGUAUGGGUACGCUCGCACCCGCGAGAACUAUUAGGACUCGAUCACUGA